CUCUCGCAAUCAUGCACAUCUGUUCGAUCCCGACGUGACACCGGUAUUUAAUUGCAUAUAAAAAUCGUUAAAACAAUCAGAACCCAGAGAUAAUGAUAGUUCUUCCUCUGUUCGUCAGGCAAAUAAAGUCUCUCUCUCGACGUGUACACAUCCGGUGUCUCAACGAAAAUACAUCGUCCCUCAAGUGGAGGAGAAUAAGAAAUUUCACGGAGAAGAUGCCGCCGUCUAGAAGUGACCCAGUAAUCACGAAACUAGAAACUCCAGAGUUUAAAUCUAUCUUUACCCCAGAACUGGAGCUCCUCACGUCUUUAUUCAAGAAGUACAAUUAUGAAAUAAGGAUUGCCGGGGGUGCAGUCAGGGAUUUACUCACUGGGAAGGUGCCCAAGGACAUUGACUUUGCGACUACAGCAACUCCACACGAGAUGAAGGCGAUGUUCACGAAGGAAGAGAUUCGAAUGCUGAAUAUGAAGGGAGAGAAACAUGGAACUGUCACAGCGAGGAUCAAUGACAAGGAGAAUUUUGAGGUGACGACUCUGAGGAUUGACGUUGUCACUGAUGGGAGACACGCAGACAUCGAGUUCACGACAGACUGGAAGCUAGACGCCAACAGGAGGGAUCUGACGAUCAACUCCAUGUUUUUGGAUUUUGAGGGGAGGGUUUAUGAUUAUUUCUUCGGCUACGAUGACUUGCAGAAGAGGAGGGUGGCCUUCGUUGGGGAUGCGGCGACCAGAAUUUGUGAGGAUUUCUUGAGGAUCUUGAGAUACUUCAGAUUCUACGGUAGAAUAUCAGAGCACCCAGACGCCCACGAAGACUCAGUAAUCACCGCAAUAAAGCAGAACGUCGAGGGGCUAGAAAGAAUAUCAGGUGAAAGAAUUUGGUCGGAGUGGUAUAAAAUUUUGGAGGGAAACUAUGGCGUAGAGCUUACCAAAAAGAUGAUAGAAUGUGGAGUGACGAAGUACAUAGGUCUACCCGAGACCCCAGAUGUGGAGAAUUUCGAGAGAAUCUGCAUGAGAGCAAAGUCCCAGGGAGUGAUAUUACACCCUGUAACGAUGAUCACAUCGAUGCUGAGAAAUGAGGAAGAAGCCAUGAACCUCCACACGAGGCUUCACUGGUCCGCCUACAACCGCGAUCUCGCCCUUUUCCUCAUCAUCCACCGGGAGGAUAAGAUCUCAGUUAAUCCCCUCCAUCCUUAUCAGUACAUUGUCCUCAAUUCAACCGGCAAGAUCAAAGACAUUCGUGAGUACAUUGCCGAGGUACUCAAGUACAAAGGUACCCCAGAACUUGCGCAACAAUUUGAGAAGUGGAUUCCGCCAAAGUUUCCACUCAACGGUAAUGAUCUGAGGGAUCUACUGCCUCACCCAAGAUUGAUUGGACAGACGAUGAUGAGGCUCAAGAAAAUUUGGUUGGACGGAGAGUUUAAGACACCUAAGGAGGAACUGUUGAAACAUUUGCCGGAAAUUGUGGAGGAGGUGAAUCAAUUUUGGAGUGAACGGAAAAGUAAAAAAUGAGAUUGGAAAUAGAGAUGAAUAAA
Diachasma alloeum is the source of this 1531-nucleotide messenger RNA. RefSeq names its product CCA tRNA nucleotidyltransferase 1, mitochondrial. The coding region runs from base 93 to 1508 and encodes 471 amino acids. The transcript has 3 exons. NCBI's taxonomy places the organism in Eukaryota, Metazoa, Arthropoda, Insecta, Hymenoptera, Braconidae. The record is from RefSeq and is a predicted model, not a curated record. Gene Ontology annotation, biological process: RNA processing. Gene Ontology annotation, molecular function: RNA binding; nucleotidyltransferase activity.